AUGUCACUUCCUGCCCUCCAGGCCAUGGGCAGGGGUUAUAAGGAGCUCCUGGUCUGGGCAGGCACAGCACUGAGGACCCUGGCCCAUAUGCCCACUAUGCACUGCCAUGGGCCUCCCUCCACGCUACCGCUGUUGCUUGCGCUUCUGGUGGGGACAGUUUCAGCAGCUCCCUUGGCAGCCAAACCUUGCAAGGAGCCGACCUGCUGUCUGGCAGAGGUGGUCACAGAGGUGCUGACGCAGGGCCAGCCCCUGAGAGGACCCUGCAUGGCUCUCCUCCAUAAAGAGAUAUGCAAGGCAGAGCCCUAUGGAGGCAUGUCCACCAAGGGAAAAGGUCUGCUGGGUGGAGAGUUACAGAAGCGAGAGGCUGGGAAGACCAGGUCCUGCCAGGAGGUGAAGGACAAGGAGGAAGAGGAGGCAGCAGAGCACACCCACAAAUCUGAGGUCUGGAAGCAGGCGGUCCAAGAACAGCUCCAUGGCCUACUCCACCAGGAGGAUGAGGAGGAAGAGGGAAAGAGGAAGGGGCCCCUGGAGGCUUUGGAGGACAUGUGGAAGCAUCUAGAGAGGGGAGAGGGUCCCAGAAAGCGGGUGGCAGAGAAAGCCAGUGAUGAGGAGACAGCCCAGUUUGAGGCCGAGCAGGGGAUGCGGGUGCUUGGGGGGGGCCACAGCAUGUGGCAGGGGUCCAACAAAGGAGGAGGGGAGAGGCAUGAGGACUCGCUGCACCACCACCGCCAAUCCGAAGCAGAGCUCAAAGAGGAGACUUCGGAAAGAGAGGAGCAUGGCGUGGAACAGCUGAAGCACAUGAGAGAAGAGCUGAAGAAGGCGACAGAGAUGCUGGGGGAGGAACUCCAGAAGGAAGGCUGA
Messenger RNA from Elephantulus edwardii (Cape elephant shrew), 861 nucleotides. Its product is annotated as restin homolog. The record is from RefSeq and is a predicted model, not a curated record. The transcript is spliced from 5 exons. Bases 1 to 861 code for a protein of 286 amino acids. NCBI's taxonomy places the organism in Eukaryota, Metazoa, Chordata, Mammalia, Macroscelidea, Macroscelididae.